Molecule: messenger RNA, 3008 nt
Organism: Herpailurus yagouaroundi (jaguarundi)
Lineage: Eukaryota; Metazoa; Chordata; Mammalia; Carnivora; Felidae
Gene: CRACR2A
Product: calcium release activated channel regulator 2A
Exons: 18
Coding region: 487-2586 (699 amino acids)
Molecular function (GO): GTPase activity; GTP binding; calcium ion binding
Source: RefSeq, a predicted model, not a curated record
GGUGGGGGUGGGGGGCUCCAGGCACGCUACCGCCGCUUCUCUGGCGCCGUGGGCUGGUGCUGCCGGUACGGGUCGGGGCGGAGAAAGUGGAGCAGCCCCGCCUGGCAAGAGGCCACCUGACAGCUGUGAACUGAACCCGCGGCAAGGGCGGGUCAGAGGGAAGGCAGCGAAGCCCAAGGUCAUACCCUGACCACAGCUGCCCCUCAGGGGACUGGCCUGGAGCCAAAGUCAGGUCAUCAGGCUGCUUGUCAAGGGUGGAGCCUCAGCCACUUGCCACUUUUCCUCAUGAGCCCUGCCUGGGUGUCCACCUGGCACUCCCACGGCCACGUCUGUUUGUCUCAGAGCAGCCCAACCCGGAGGCCUGGACUUCAGAGAGAGCUCCAGGAGAGCUCAGUCCCGUGUGCUGCCUCCCCGACCCCAGGCGUGGAAGCAGAUGCAAGGCUUCCUUCUGGUUCUGCAAAGACUUGAAGAAAUUGACAAACCCGGAUGGCUACCCCUGACAGGAGAAUGGUCUCUAGACCCCAGAGACCUGGAAAGGGUCCAAAGGAAAGCGGGGCCUGCCUGAGUCCCCUGGACAACCUGGAGUGUAAGGAGACCCAGGAGCUGGCACCGGUAGAGCUGGCCAUGCUGAGCAAGGCACAGGAAUUCUUUCAGACCUGUGACACAGAAGGCAAGGGGUUCAUCGCCAGGAGGGAUAUGCAGAGGCUCCAUGAGGAGUUACCACUCAGCCUGGAGGAACUGGAGCAUGUGUUUGACGCCCUGGAUGCUGAUGGCAAUGGCUUUCUGACGCCAGAGGAAUUCACCACUGGAUUUAGCCACUUCUUCUUCAGCCAGAAUAAGCCAGGUCAGGAAGAUGCAGGCGAGCAGGUUGAACGGCUCCAGGAAGAGAAGGUGUAUCAGUCCAGAGGGGAAGAACAUGCGGGCGGCACGGAUGAAGAUGAGGAGACUCAGUUCCAAACACUGAUGGACAAACUUGGAGCCCAGAAGGUUUCCGAGGAUGAAAGUGAUAUCAAGCAAGUCUGGCUGCAGCUGAAGAAGGACGAGCCUCACUUACUGUCCAACUUCGAGGACUUCCUGACCAGGACCUUCUCUCAGCUCCAGGAAGCUCAUGAAGAGAAGAAUGAACUGGAGUGCGCCCUGAAAAAGAAAAUUGCUGCUUAUGAUGAAGAAAUCCAGCAUCUCUACGAGGAGAUGGAACAACAAAUCAAGCAUGAGAAGGAGCAGUUUCUCCUGAAAGUAAGAGUCCACACCAGGGCUUGGCUGGAAGGCCAGUGCACCACCCUGCAAAAUGAUGAGCAUGAAACCAAGGCUGAGAACACCAAGCUGAGAGUCACAAACCAGGAGCUGGCCCGGGAACUGGAGCGGACCUCCCAGGAGCUGCAGGAUGCCCGGAAACAGCUGGAGAGCCUCCAGCAAGAGGCCCACCAACUCCACCAGGAGAAGGAGAUGGAAGUGUACCGUGUGACGGAGAGCCUGCAGCGUGAGAAGUUGGGGCUUCUGAAACAGCUGGAUCUCCUGAGGGAAAGGAACAAGCACCUUCGGGAUGAACGGGACAUCUGUUUUCAGAAAGAUAAGGCAGCCAAGGCAAACACAGCUGCUUCCAAGGCAAACUGGAAACAGAGAUCUGGCUCUGUGAUAGGCAAAUAUAUGGAUGGCAGAGGGAUUCUUAGGAGCCAGUCAGAGGAGGAAGAAGAUGUAUUUGGCUUCUCGAGAAGGAGAAGCUCCCUGGGCCUGAGUGGAUAUCCCCUUCCAGAAGAGGAGCCAGGACCUGGGGGUCCACUCACCCGGGCAUUCCGCAGAAUCAUCUCUAUUGAAGAAGACCCCUUGCCCCAGCUCCUGGAUGGUGGCUUUGAGCAGCCACUGAGCAAAUGCCCAGAAGAGGAAAAGGUCUCCCAACAGAGGGCGGAAAGACAAAGCCAACAGGCCAGACCUUUGGAACGCAUGCCUACAUCUCCUCGAGGGCAACCUAUUGGAAAAGAAGACCUGUCUAAGGAGGAAGCCUCUCCCUCCAUCCCAGACCGGCUCUUCAAAAUUGUGUUAGUGGGCAACUCGGCCGUGGGGAAGACAUCUUUCCUGAGGAGGUUCUGUGAGGACCGGUUUGCCCCAGGCCUGGCAGCCACUGUAGGCAUCGAUUACCAGGUGAAGAUGGUGCAUGUGGAUGGCUCGUACGUGGCCCUGCAGCUGUGGGACACGGCCGGGCAGGAGAGGUAUUGCUGUAUCACCCAGCAGUUCUUCAGGAAGGCCGAUGGCGUCAUCGUCAUGUAUGAUCUCACAGCCAGACAGUCAUUCCUGUCGGUCCGGCAGUGGCUGAGCAGCGUGGAGGAAGCUGUGGGAGACCGAAUUCCUGUUCUUCUGCUGGGCAAUAAAAUUGACAAUGAGAAAGAGCGGGAAGUUCCCCGAGGCCUUGGAGAGAAGCUUGCCAAGGAGAACAAUCUGAUCUUCUAUGAAUGCAGUGCCUAUUCCGGUCACAACACCAAAGAGUCCCUACUUCAUCUAGCCAGGAUCCUCAAGAAACAAGAAGAUACAGCAAGAGAGGACACCAUACAGGUUGACCGCUCUGCCAAAAAGAAAUCCUGCUGUGGCUGAUAGGAGUCCUCCUAGGACUGUUCCACCCAGGCCUGGGGUCCUAGGACCUACCCUGAAUCCUGCACAUAGGCUCCCACUUGGAUGCCUCCACCAUAACCCGCCCAAACCUUUGUCUGUGUCAGUGACUUGCCUCCACCAACAGGAGGGGAAGCACAUCUAGUCAGGAAAGCUGCUCUUGGAGCAUUUUGAAAUCUUCUCUCUCUUCUCUCUCUCUAGACCCCAGAUGCCCAUUUUUCCCCCAGCUUGGAUUUGUGGGGAAAAGAAACAGAUGGGAUUUUCCAGAAAAAUCACCACAUGCCUUCUCUACCUCCCUUCUGCUCCCCUUGCCCUUUGGAGCUGCAGCACUGUGGUUGCCAUGGCAACUGUGCAGGGCAGACUUGCUGCUUCCUGUAGGCCAAAGAUAAAGCACUUGGGCAGGGCCA